This is a messenger RNA of Cutaneotrichosporon oleaginosum, 1529 nucleotides long. RefSeq lists its product as uncharacterized. NCBI's taxonomy places the organism in Eukaryota, Fungi, Basidiomycota, Tremellomycetes, Trichosporonales, Trichosporonaceae. The record is from RefSeq and is a predicted model, not a curated record.
GCGGGCACGGGAGCAACGCCUCACGCCUUGCGUCCCGUGCUCCCAUCUCCUCCUCCUCCUCCUCCUCCUCCUCCUCGUCAACCUCGACCUCGACCUGCCCCUCGUCAACACGCAACUCUCGUUUCUUACAAUGUUCCCCAAGUGCUGACAUUGUUUUUCUUACCAUUGAUCUUGCUCGACGCGUCUUCUUCGCCUCCUUCUACCCCUCCCUGCCCCACCUCCGCCUCGCUCCUACCCCCACCUUCUAUCACCUCGCCCCCACUCAACCUCCCCUGCCCUCGCUUUACUAUGGACGAAACGCCCACUCCCGAUAACGCCGGAUCGCAUAAAGCCAUCUACACGGUCUUUACUUCGCCGCAUCAUGCGCCCAUGCCCAACCAUCUCCCGACGCUCAUCGUCACCCCUCAUGGGCAGCCCAACCAUAUACUCUACACCUAUCUGCAUACGGAGGAAAACCGCGUAAAUUACCUCCUUACCCCGUCGCCGCAGGGUGACUUGUGCGUCGCCAAGUUGUUCCCGCCGGCACGCGCAGGCUCGACAUCCAACUCAUCCUUGCCGACAAUGCCGAGCCAGCGUAACAAUGUCGUGCAUUGCGAGGCGUCUCGUGAUCUCAAGUGGACGAUCGAGAACACCGGAAGGAUGAAUCCGACGUACAAGAUCGUCAACCAAGACGACACGCCCCUCUACCAGAUCUCCAAGCCCAACCCUCACGCGGAGCACUGGACCAUGUUCUACUUCAAAUACGCUGGACACCAAAUCCCUCCCCGGCGUGUCGAGUUUGGCAAGAUUCAGAAGAACCCACAGGACCGUGGCGGCGGCACGCGCAUCACCAUCACAGGCAAGACCGAUGACGAGAAGCAGGUCUGGCAGACCCUUGGUGUCGGUAACGAGGACUGCGUCGAGUGGGUGGUGGCAUGCGCAUGCCUCAACCUCCUGGACGACCAAAUUCUUCAGGCUGCCGAGAGGAAGCAGACCGGUGCCGGCCCCGCAUCCACUGCCCCAUCUCCUGCGAUGCGCACCAGCCCCGUCGCCCGUGGCCCCGGGCCAGCGGCGACGCGGGGCUUCCCUCCGGCUGGCGCACCAUCACAGAAUGGCCGCAUGGGUCCCGGUAUCGCAUCCACCGGCCCCGGCAUUGCUUCGACAGCGCCUCCCGGAGGCUACCGUGGCCCCCCUCCACAAAUGCAAGGUCGGCCGCCCAUGGGUCACCCCGGUCACCCGCAGCAGCCCCCUCCCCAGGGCUACAACCCGCACAUGCGUAGCCCUGUUAGCCCAAACCCCGGGCAGCGCGGCAUGCCGCCAAUGCAGCGUCCGCCGCCCCAAGCCGCCGGCAGGAGACUGUGAUAGGAAGUCCGAGGUGCGAGCUUGCUGGGCCGCCUUCGCCGGCUGGUUGGCCAGAGGGGGUGACGGAUGGGCCCCCGUGUACAUGUGUACUGGCAUUUUGGAGUGUGGACAGUUUCUUCUGGGCUAUACCCUACAUUGAUACUCCGCGACGGAUGCAGAGCGUAACGAGCAACGAUGCAUGCUGUGCG